Symsagittifera roscoffensis is the source of this 1855-nucleotide messenger RNA. Its product is annotated as transmembrane protein 151 homolog. NCBI's taxonomy places the organism in Eukaryota, Metazoa, Xenacoelomorpha, Acoela, Convolutidae. The coding region runs from base 43 to 1704 and encodes 553 amino acids. The record is from RefSeq and is a predicted model, not a curated record. The transcript is spliced from 5 exons.
GGGAGGGGAACAGGUGGGCUCAGGGGGAGGCUGAAGGCUCUCAUGUCCUGCAGGAAGUUGCACAACACUCUGCACUGGAAGAGUCUGGCACUGAGUGUGCUGAUGUGGGCCAAUGGGACUGGAAUUUUCUGGUGUGAGUGGAACUCCAGCCAAGUGUCAGUGACCAAACUGACAGACUCUCAAUUCCACAUACAACACGGCAAGUGUGGUUCCAGCUACAUCUACGUGCCAGUGACAUUCCUAAUAGUCCUUUACGUUCUCCAACUCAUAGAAGCCUACCACUGCCAGUUAAGAAGAGACCUCCGGACUAAGACUGGGUGCGAGAGAGGCAGACAACUGUUGGACAAAUACAGGGCUGCUUAUCCUAUUAUCUGGUGGAGAGUGAUUUGCUACCAUUAUGCCAAAAGGAGCAGACAGACCACUUCGUAUAGAAACGGAGAUGCUUACGUCACAACUCAAGAUUAUUACGAGAGGGUCAAUACGCACACAGCCCUGGCAGCAUUUGACUUCUCCACCUGUGGAGUUGAAGACAGAAGUAGUGGAGUGCAGGGGGUCAGGGCUGCCCUGGAGAAGGGGUCUCUAAUUGGGGUCCACUUCACCAAGACAUUCGGCUUCUCAAAUGUCGAAGCAGAGAAUGACUACUUACUGCAGAGGGCUAAGUUUUUUGAGGAGAAUGAAGCGAAAGACGAAUACAUCGAGACAUACGAAGGCAUGAAUCUGACAGACGUAGAAUGGCAGGAAGACCUCACUCUGUUCCAGGAGGGAUCCAGACUUCCGUGGUACAUGAGCCAGAUGUGCUUCUGGAUCGCCACCUGUUGCCUCCUCUCUUGGCCCUACAGACUCAUUUUAACCCUCAAAACCACCCACGUCAGCUGUACAGUGGAGAAAGUGUUUGGAACCCGAUACGACAACAACCCCCCUCCCCCACCUUCAAAUCACGUGACGUCUCCACGCUCCCCACGUCAUCAGGGUCCGAACUCCCCACCUGGAAGUCCCCAGCCCCUGACCGUCAAUCUACCCGCUUUUAUGAGUCCAAUAAAUCACCAUCCCCAACCAGGUCAAGAUGCAAAUAACAGAGGCAGAGAAAAUGCGCUCUGUUUGUCGAAUGAAGAUGAAAACGGAUCAAACGAAGACGUAGCUGGCGUUCGAACCGGGGCGACUGCCGAAAUGCUGCCGAGUUACUCUGACGUCAUGCUUAGUGAGAGAAUUUGUCAAGGACAACAUCGAGAGGAAAAUAGCGCAUCACAGGAGUCCUCUGAGCGACCUGGGGAGUCCCCGAACCCCUCGGGAGGAAGUAUCAAAUGUCGAAGUGUUUCCAUUCAAGUGGACCCUACCGGGACUCGAACCGGUUCCUUCUCGCAUUUAGUCGAAGACGAUUUCCUGAAUGUGGUCGCAUGCACUCACGAGGGUGACGAAUCCCACCAAAUGCCCCUCCCAAACGUCCAGCUAAGUCCAAGAUACCAGAGAAACAGACUCUACAGAAUUAAGUGUCACUCAAUGUCGUUCCAACACAAUAUACAAUCAAACAGCCUGAUGCACUCCUCGCUCCAAGGGGAGGGGCAGAGGAGUUUCGUAAACAAAGAGGAAGAAGAAAGGGGACUUGGAGGCGUGAAAAGCUUCAUCCGAAAGAGCAAAAGCUUCGUUACUCCAGUUCACCAACUGUCGCCGCUCUGUGAAUCACUUCUGUCAGAUUCUGAAUGCUAGCCAAAAUAUCUGAUUUUUAAAAAAUAGAUAUUUGGUUUCAACAAAUUAACAAGCGUGCUUUUUGUUAACCUUAACUUUAGUUAAUUAAGUGCUGCACAAUUGAUUAGUUUGAUUUUAUGAAUACAGAGUUUGAUUAACCUGUCACUUUUAA